This is a messenger RNA of Trichomycterus rosablanca, 2121 nucleotides long. It is a transcript of the gene stard3nl, whose product is annotated as STARD3 N-terminal like. NCBI's taxonomy places the organism in Eukaryota, Metazoa, Chordata, Actinopteri, Siluriformes, Trichomycteridae. The transcript has 9 exons. Gene Ontology annotation, biological process: cholesterol transport. Gene Ontology annotation, molecular function: cholesterol binding. Gene Ontology annotation, cellular component: endoplasmic reticulum-endosome membrane contact site; lysosomal membrane; endoplasmic reticulum membrane. The coding region runs from base 365 to 1039 and encodes 224 amino acids. The record is from RefSeq and is a predicted model, not a curated record.
CCUCUUCACAAAAGAGAUUUCCUGUCAUGCUAGCGAACCACAGGAGUGAAGUUUCAGUUGUGUGUUGACUGAGGGAGGACCAGUGUACUUGACUAGAAUCCUCCAUUUAUUUAGAGCAAUAAAAUAACAAACACUGGCAGGAGAUGAGCUUUAACGUUUUAGAAGAAAACGCUUAGUGCUACCGGCUAGUUUUAAUUUUCAUUACCAUUAGCUUGAUAGAUUUGCUAGUUAGACUGGAUGUUUGUGAAGGAAUUGGAUUAUUAGAUGCUUUCAAAGUGAAGUUUUACUAAACAUGGCUGCUGGUCACAGCUCUCUCAACUUGUGAGAGGAAACACUGGGCGUGGCCUGGUGCGAGUGACGGGUCAUGGCCAGCCAGUGCAGCAGCCUGGAGUCCCAGGCAAGGUUCGCAGGCUCCAUCAGCUCCACCCCGCUGUCUGGUCACAUCGAAUCAUACGAGAGUGGAGAGAAAAAGUGCAUCUCCGACGUUAGGAGGACCUUCUGUCUGUUUGUGACCUUCGACCUACUCUUCAUCUCUCUGCUUUGGAUCAUUGAGCUCAAUGUCAAUGGAGGAAUACAAGCCAGCCUAAUAAAGGAGGUGUUACAUUACGACUACCACAAUUCCUUUUUUGAUAUUUUUGUUUUGGCUGUGUUCCGAUUUGCAAGCUUGAUCCUGGCAUAUGCAGUGUGUAGACUGCGUCACUGGUGGGCCAUUGCGAUAACUACACUGAUCACCAGUGCUUUCUUAAUUGCAAAGGUUAUUAUAUCAAAGCUCCUCUCUCAGGGCGCGUUCGGUUACCUGCUGCCCAUCAUCUCGUUCAUUUUGGUGUGGAUAGAGACGUGGCUUCUCGACUUCAAAGUUCUGCCCCAGGAGACCAGGGAUGAGAACAGAUAUCUGACAGUACCCAGUAUCUUAGACAGAGCUCCACUCAUACAUCCAGGACCUCUCUCAGAUGGUCAGUUCUACUCCCCACCAGAGUCUGUGGCAGAUUCUGAUGAAGAACUGGAUGAUAAACAUGACAUUGAGAAACCCAUCGUCUAACAGUCAGGAGGGACGUCGGACUCGACAUCAAGCUGCUUCAGUAGACUGACUUCUGUAACUGAUCAUCCAGUGUGACUUUGAGGGUUGAUCGGUCAAUCUUGUUUUUUUAGUUUGCAAUAUAACAAUCCGUGUCAUGUUCUGCUUUUUUAUUAUUUGCACCAAAUGCACAGAUGUUUACGCCACGCUGAAGGACAGAGUUCAUGGUUAGAAUGAAUAUAUAUAUAUGAAUUCUUAAUAUGCUUGCCUUGCACUGAUGUACAUUAAUGCUCGUUGUGAUUUUUUUAUGCCUUGUAUGUGUAAAACAUGAAAUUAUCCAGAAUAUGUGAAUCACAGUUGAUUAACUAAGCUUAAAUGGAUUAAGGUUAAAGUUCUAGACUAGUAAUCUGUAGGUCACUGAUUCAAGCCCCACCACCACCAAGCUGCCACUACUGGGCCCCUGAGAAAGGACCCACAAAUAACCCACAAUUGCUUACUAUGUAAUUAGCUACAAUAGAAAGUUACUUUGGGUAAAGGCAUCUGCUAAAUGCUGUAAAUGUAAAUGUAGCUCAAGUUGUAGCGGUGCAACCACUGUUUUUAGGUUGUUCAGAAUCUGACAUUCAUUAUUCUCCAUUAUUCUUUCAUAGUCAUAAUGAGCAUUUUAACAUGACAGUCAUCAGUCUAUAUCUGUAACAUUUACAUUUGUAUUAUAGAAAAUUCUGUAUUACCUAUAAAAUAUUUAGAACAGUUUGUUUACCUGCCAAUAUUAAGGGCUUAUCCAAUCUUGCAUGAUUUAAAACUGCAUUUAUUAGACAAGAAUAUUUCUUUAGAUUUAUAAAUGUGCAUCUCUUUUAGAUGAUAUUUACAAUGAUCUGGUGUUCAUUAAAGUCUUUUUUAUUUUUAUUGUUUUCCAUAAUGACUUUAUUGUGUCAAUACUUAUGGUCAUGCUUACAACUGAGGGCUUCUGUAUCUAAUUUGUAUCUUGGACUGUAAACCUUUUGGAUAAUUUAGAAAGAAACGGUUAAUGCCUUUUUUAUGUGAAGUGAUUCUAUAUGCAUAUGUGGAAAUGUGAAAUUAUUUGUUUUAAUUAAAGCGUUUUUUGUGUA